AUGGAUUUUGCUACUUUUUUGGACUCCUCUUCCCUCUUGCCUCUGCCUUCCAAAGGGAAUAAAUUUAACUGGAGCAAUAGCAGGGAGCGAGGGAACGUAGCUGCUGUGUUGGACAGAAGUUUCUGCAAUUCGGCUUGGCUAGAUCUUUAUAAUGAUGCAUACCAGCGUGUUCUUCCGAGAUCGGUAUCGGACCACUUACUGCUAGUAGUUUUCUCUGAUCUAGUGCCCAAGCCUGUGAACUGCCCCUUCAGGCUUCAUCGCUUUUGGCUGGAACACUACGACUUUGCUGCUGUAGUAAGUCAAUCAUGGGUUGAGUAUGUUUCGGGUUUCCCCUUUUUUGUGGUUACUCAGAAGUUAAAGAGGUUAAAAGCCAUUCUAAGAAUCUGGUCACGGUCGGCCUUUCCUAAUGUGAACCUAGAGGUGGAUCGGGCCAGAACUGCUCUUGAGGAUGCCCAAGAGGUCGUUAAAAAUGUGGGUUGUUCUGAGUAUCUCAUCCAAUGUGAAAGCCAGGCUAAACAAGAGUAUAUUAAUGCUAUCAAACUGGAAGAAAAGCUUUGGUUAGAGAAGUCCAGAAAUCGGGCUCUAACAUGCGGCGAUCGGAAUACAAGAUUCUUCUAUCUAGCAACGAAGAUCAGACGCUCAAAAAACUUCAUUAGGGUGUUGAAGAAGGCAGAUGGGAACCUGAUCAAUGAUGCUUCCCAAAUCAGUAACUAUAUUACAGAUUUUUAUGAAUCUUUCCAUAGGCGGGCGAACUCUGAUGCCCACCCUGAGAUUUUGUCUUGUAUCCCUUCGGUUAUCUUGCCAGAUGAUAAUGCUUUUCUUACUACAGUUCCAAGUAAGAAGGAGAUCAAAGCAGCAGUUUUCGACUUGGAUCCAGAUAGUGCUCCAGGGCCCGAUGGUUUCCCAGAUGUGUUUUUUAGAUGCUGUUGGAAUAUUAUUGAGAGGGAUGUGUGUCGUGUUAUCUCAAAUUUUUUCCGUGAAGGCAUUAUCACUAAGGGGGUUAAUAGUAACUUUAUUACUUUAAUCCCUAAAAUUGAAGGUGCAGUUACCCUUGACAAGUUUCGGCCUAUUUGUUUGGGACAUUUCCUAUAUAAACUGAUCCCAAAAAUUGUAACCACCCAGUUAUCUGGGAUUUUACCAAAGUUGAUUUCAGAGGAGCAAGGAGUGUUCCAAAAAGGAAAAGUCAUUUUUUCCAAUAUCUGUGUGGCGUCUGAAAUUACAAACUCUCUUCACGUUAAAUCUCAUGGGGGGAGGCAUGGGUCUUAA
Telopea speciosissima is the source of this 1266-nucleotide messenger RNA. RefSeq lists its product as uncharacterized. Lineage: Eukaryota; Viridiplantae; Streptophyta; Magnoliopsida; Proteales; Proteaceae. The transcript has a single exon. The coding region runs from base 1 to 1266 and encodes 421 amino acids. The record is from RefSeq and is a predicted model, not a curated record.